Naumovozyma dairenensis CBS 421 is the source of this 1611-nucleotide messenger RNA. It is a transcript of the gene CTR86, whose product is annotated as Ctr86p. Bases 1 to 1611 code for a protein of 536 amino acids. The record is from RefSeq and is a predicted model, not a curated record. Gene Ontology annotation, cellular component: cytosol. The transcript has a single exon. Lineage: Eukaryota; Fungi; Ascomycota; Saccharomycetes; Saccharomycetales; Saccharomycetaceae.
AUGAUUGAUAAGGAGACUGCUACCAUUAGAAAUAUCAAACUAUUACUGUUUGACUGUCCACAAGUUAUAGAGACGUAUCAAAAAAAUCUUGCUGAAUUAAAUCCAAUCGUUAUCGACUCAUCUCAUGAUGACAAAUACAGAGAGUCUCUAGCGAAUUCGAAAGAAAUUUGGACAGAGUUAAAGGAUGCUUUACAAGAUGCCAGAAUAGAUGUUGUACUUGAUAAGCAGAGCGAAGAAGUGAAAUUUUGGUACUUAAGAACUGUCAGAGGCAUACUACUGCUAAUGAGAAAUUUGUCCGCAAGUAAUCAAGAUAUUCCUCAAGAGUUAUUGCUACAAAAUCUAACCGUUCGAACGUUCUUGAAGGUUAUCCCACAUGCUUCCACCUAUGAUGAAAUGGAAACUUCGAUCUAUGUUACAGCUUUAGGUUUCCUUCAUAACGUUACUAAAAAUGCUGUGAUAUUCGAUAAGUCUUCGCUAGAUUGCUUAAUGGAAUUUCUGGAAUACCCAAUAAAUCAUUCUAAUAUGACUGAUGAUAUUUUAUUUCCUUAUAUGUUAUACCUUUUAAAUAUGACAAAAAACGAUGAUUUUCUAUAUUAUUUCUUUAGACAUGAUGACAAGGAUUUAAUAUUUUAUGAUUAUUUGGUAGAGACGCUUAUUCGUAAGCAUACGAAGAUUUUCAAUCAUAUUGAAAAUGUUCACGAAGAUCAAAAAGGAGAAUAUUACGAAACUACGUUGGAUACAAUAUUAUUAAAAUUCUUCAAGAAUAUCGCAUCUAAUGAAUCAUUUGCUCCCUACUUUGAGAAUAUUGAGAAAAGGGAUCGUGCUAAAUUUUUAAACAUUCUGAAGUUGAUGCAAUUGACAAUAACAAGUAGUGACAAAUGGGAUAAAUUUGAAUUAACAGCCAUCAUGACAUGGGUAUUCCGUAUAUUUCAAGAGACUUCUAAUGAAGUGAGCGAAUACUUUAAAGAGCAUGAAGAUAAUGAAACAGAGGCAGAUUUUUUGCAUAGUAAAUUAAACAUAUCAUUAGAUAUUAUAUGUUCGUUAACCAAAUAUGAGCAUGUUCAAAAAUUCAUUUUAUUUUAUAAAGGGUUAGAAGAACUGAUUUCAUUAUUAGGACUUCUCCAAAAGGAAUUAAUUAGAGUGAAUUUUUUCAAAGACAAAAAGACUAAUACAACGGACAUUAAGACUACGAAUGGUAUGGGAGAAAAAGUUUCUGAUACGUCAUUAAUAAGGAGAAGAGUGGAUUAUGAUAAUUACAAAGUCAAAUCAACAAACUUUCCUGAAUGUAAAUUAUUAAUUAUUGAAAUAAUGAGUAUGUUAACUCAUAAUAAAUUUGAAAUUCAAGAAAAGAUCAGGGAACUUCAUGGAUUGGAGUUAGUUCUUUCGAACUGUGUUAUUGACGAUAAUGAUCCGUUUAUUAAGGAAAGAAGUAUUGUUUGUAUCAGGUUUUUAUUAGAAGGAAAUGAAAAGAACCAAGAAUUUGUUGCCAAAUUAGAAGCUCAAAAGGCUGUCCAAGAUGAAACAUUAACAGAGGCAGGUUAUGAAGUUAAAUUUGAUAAAAGUGGUGCUAUUGGUUUAGCUCCCACAGAAAAUCGUACUGAGAGAAGGUGA